GGGGAAAGAGUCAGGAGUGGGUAUGCAGGAGAGUGGGAGCGCCGUCUCGUGGUGAUUAGUCCAUAGCUGGAUUUAUGGCUCGCAGCUGUUGAGUGGCUGACAGACGUGUGAGGAGCUCCAACGCUGCUGCUUCUCAAGCUGCUCGUACCAGCUCAAGAUCUGCUUACUGUUGCGUAGGAAAGAGGACUGCUGUGCCUCAACAAACAACGCCAGCAGAUGGUGCGGGAGCAGUAUGUCACCACCACCCAGGGCGACAGCGCGCCCAGGCCGGUGCCCGACCACAUCUACAAGAUCGGCAUCUACGGCUGGAGGAAACGUUGCCUCUACCUGUUUGUCCUGCUGCUCAUCGUUAUCCUGGUGGUCAACUUCGCCCUCACCAUCUGGAUCCUUAGGGUGAUGUGGUUCAAUACGGAAGGGAUGGGACUCCUACAAGUGCAUUCGGACGGGGUCAAGCUGCAGGAAGGAGAGUCGGAGUUUCUCUUUCCUCUGUACGCUCAGGAGAUUCACUCCAGAGAAGAUUCAUCACUGCUAGUGCAUUCACCGGAAAAUGUGUCCCUUAAUGCCCGCAAUGAAAACGGUGAUGUCACAGGAAGGAUAUUUGUGGGUCCAAAAGAGGCUCAGGGACACACUCAGAAUCUGGUCAUUAACUCCAUCAAUGACAACAUGCUGUUCACUGCAGAUGGCGAACAGGCUGUUAUUGGAAGAGACAAACUACGUGUCACAGGUCCUGAAGGAGCGUUGUUCCAGCAUUCAGUGGAGGUGCCUCUGCUCAAAUCUGAACCUCUGAAAGACCUGAGGUUAGAGUCCCCCACCCGCUCUCUCAGUAUGGAUGCACCAAAAGGAGUUCAUCUCAAAGCACAGGCUGGAAACAUUGAAGCCGCCUCCAACAUGGAUGUUUUCCUUCAGUCGACUGUAGGACUGCUGGUGCUGGAUGCUGAGACGGUGCGCAUGCCGAGCCUGCCCCUGAGCAAAGGAGGGGUUUCUGGAAAUGCUCCGGGACUCUUCGAGGUGUGUGUCUGUCCCAGCGGCAAACUCUUCCUGUCCAAAGCUGGGGUCACCUCCACUUGCAGCGAGAACCAAGAGUGCUAAAUAUACUCUGACAAGGUAAUUGAUUUUCCGUCUCUUGGAGGAUGCGUCUUCUGUGAGGAAACAAGCACAGCUGUUUAUAUCCGGCCGAGGUUACUUUUGGAAUCUUUAUCCCACAGUGGAUGAUCACUAAGCCAAGAUCCCACUGGCACACGGAGGCCUGUAUGAAACUGCCUGCUGGUGUACAUGUCAGAAAUGUCAUAAAUGCAUCCUUUUAGUUGCCUUUAUGACCUUUUAAAUAUUCAGCUGAUACUAAUUGGCAUCAAAUUUACGCCUGCAUCAGAGCUUUUUAGAGAUUUUUUUUUUUUUUUACAUAGAAAAUCAUGGCUGGGCAAUGAGGAGCUGGUUAACAGCUUACAUCCUAUGCAAUAUUAUAUCAUGGUGCAAUAAAUUAAAGUGGCACAUAUCAAGGGCUUGGAAUUAUGAAAUUAAAUGUUUAAAAAAGCAAUGGAAUGUUUCCGAAUAUUUAUUUUAUGUUUAUGUUUAUGUUUAUGCAUUUGGCAGACGCUUUUUUCCAAAGCGACUUACAGGGGAAAACCAAUUAAAUCACUCAAUCAAUCAAAUUUUAUUUAUAUAGCGCCAGAUCACAAAUUAUUUUGGUUUGUUUAUGCCCUCCUUGUUCCAAGCCCUUGAUGUGUAGUGUUUUUUUUUUGUUUUGGUGUUUAGCAUGUUUUUACUGGGUUGAGAAAGUUUCAAAAAAUGUUAGUUUAUAUUUUGUCAUUGUCAAAGUUGAUUCAGAGAAAUAUGGAAUAUGUUUUUAUUUUCACUCAUCACUAAGGAAGAGAGAUGUUUCUUAUUUUGCUUUGACUGUUUUAGAGUUAAGAUUAAAAUAUUACUAUUUUAUGGAACCAUAAUGUCACUAGUGUGGUGUCACAUGUGUAAUUAUGUGUUUUUUUCUGUUUUUAGGGUUGUGUAUGUUUGGCCAUGUGUUAUUUUUAAGCCCUGCAUAAGCAUGUAAUUAUGCAAUAGUCACAUGUCAGGUUUGCAGGUUUUUCUGCAAAAUAGAAAGUAAGCUGGUCUUUAUUUUUGUUUAAAACCUUCCCUAAAAUGAAGGCAUUACCUAUGUACACAUGAUAAAAGCAAAACAGGUAUACCAAACACACUGUACUGGUGGUUAGUUUGUGAUUAUAUAAGAAAUGAUGGGCUUCAGUUUUUCUUUGGUCUUGGAUCAAACAUGAAUUGAUUUUGUUUUUACACAAUAUGCAUGAAAGGGACUACGUUUUCCUUUGUAAUAGGAUAAGACUCUCAGUACAUCAUAUCAAAGAGGUCUGUGUUCUGCGAAGGUUACACAUCAGUGUAAGGCUUUGGAUAAAAUAAACAUCUUAUGUCCUUUUCUGAUCAGUUAUUGUAAAUGUUGAAAAGACAGUUUUCAGUCUCCACCUCUGUCCUGGCAUAUUUUGAUAAGAUGAUUGUGUAUUUAUUAAUUUUGUAUGUUAAAUAAACUUUGUGAUAUUCUUCUA
This is a messenger RNA of Sphaeramia orbicularis (orbiculate cardinalfish), 2546 nucleotides long. RefSeq names its product sarcoglycan, gamma (gene sgcg). The coding region runs from base 217 to 1089 and encodes 290 amino acids. Gene Ontology annotation, biological process: cardiac muscle tissue development; heart contraction. The transcript is spliced from 8 exons. The record is from RefSeq and is a predicted model, not a curated record. NCBI's taxonomy places the organism in Eukaryota, Metazoa, Chordata, Actinopteri, Kurtiformes, Apogonidae. Gene Ontology annotation, cellular component: sarcolemma; sarcoglycan complex.